ACGCAGUGUCGAUCUAGAAGUGAGCGGAGGAGGACGUGCGUCGCUCCCUUCCUGACUCUCCUGGACACCUGUUACUUGUAGUUUAAUUUGCUCCGUGGUGGGGGGCGCCAGUCUCUCCGAGGGGCGAAGCACAGGCUGCCAGAUGAAGUGGGCGGCGGUGGUGGUGGUGGUGGUGGCCGUGGGCGUGAUGGUGGGCGCCGCUGAGGCCAAAGGGACCUACAGCGUGGUGGCCCCCAGAGUGCUGCGGCCCAACCAAGUUUUUCACGUGGCGGUGUCCAGCCACGGCACAGAGGGGGAGGUGCAGGUGAGCGCGGAGGUCGGAGGGAAGCAGGAUUCAGGCAACAUCAUCCUCCUUAGACAGAUUGCGGACCUGCAGCCUGACUCCACCCAAGUUCUGAAGUUCGAGAUAGGAGAUAUUGGGCCGGGCCAGUACAACCUCUCCGUGUCUGGCUUCGGGGCCCUCACCUUCAGGAACACCACGGAGCUUGAUUACGUUCACAAGUCCUACUCGGUCUUCAUCCAAACGGACAAAACGAUAUACAAACCCGGGGACCUGAUGCGGUUUCGUGUAGUAGUGGUGAACCCGUUGCUGAGGCCUUUCGUUACCGGUUCCGUUGAUAUCUACGUGAAGGACGGCGCAGGGAACAGGGUAAGGCAGUGGAAACGAGUCUUCACAAACAGGGGAGUGUGGUCUGGGGAGCUGCAGCUAGCGGAGGAGCCUGUGCUGGGGGACUGGAACAUCACGGUGGAGGUGCUGGGCCAGAAAACCUCAAGAGCCGUACAGGUGGCAUACUACGUGCUGCCUAAGUUCGAGGUGAUAGUGACGCUGCCUGAGUAUGUAACGUUUGACCAAGGCGAGAUGGUGGCGACUGUGGAGGCCAAGUACACGUACGGGAAGGCAGUGAAGGGCGAGGUGACACUGCAGGUGACCCCCACUUACAAGUACGGCUACCUGCAGGCGCCCUACGAUGACCCUAUCCGCGUGGUCAAGGCCAUCAAGGGGAAGACUGACGUUACCAUAGAUUUACUGAGUGAUGCGAGACUCAAAGGAGACUACGCCAGGGAACUUGAGGUAACAGCGUACGUGAAGGAGGAGCUGACGGAGAGGGUUCAGAACGCCACCUCCCACGUGACUGUCUACCGCUACCCGUACCGGCUCUCUCUCAUCCGGACCUCCGACUCCUUCAAGCCAGGGCUCACUUACACCGCCUUCCUCAAAGUCUCGUACCAAGACGACACCCCAAUCACGUCAGGGGAGGUCACCGUCAGACACUCCUUCACACGAGACCCCAGCGGCUUCACGGAAGAGGUUCACGCCAUCGAACCUUCAGGAAUCGUGACUCUGGAGUUUACACCGCCCCUGGACGACAGCGUGGUGAGCCUGGCGCUGGAGGCUCGGUACAAGGACCUGACGCAGUGGUUAGGAGACAUCGUGAGGGCGCAGAGUCCCAGUAAUUCCUUCCUGCAGGCUACGCUACUGACCGAGAAUCCAAGGGUGGGGCAGGAUGUGGAGCUCUCGCUGGUCACCACUCUGCCGGUGGGUGGUGAGGUACUGAUCGGCCUGAAUGCAACCCAGCCGCUGGUGUACUUUGUCUAUCAAGUGCUGGGGCGAGGCGAUGUGGUGUUCAGCAAUACCCUGCAGGCUCACAAGGGCACUACUCACACCUUCAGGUUCCUGGCCACUCGAGACAUGGCCCCACGUGCCCGCCUCCUGAUGUACUAUGUGAGGGAGGAUGGGGAGGUGGUGGCCGACUCCCUCCACUUCAGUGUGUCUGGGGCUAUUCAGAAUGAGGUGACAGUUAAUCUUAAUCCAAAUGUGGUGGAUGCAGCAGGAGAGGUGGACAUUACCAUCACCACCAAGCCCAACGCCUUCGUGGGGGUGUUGGCAGUGGACCAGCGCGCCCUCAUGCUGGGUACUCACAACCACUUCUCCCAGGAUGAGGUGAUCGAGGAGCUCGAGACCUACGACCCUGGCAGAAAAACCCUGGAGGCGCCCUGGCACGCCCUCAGCCGGAAGAAGCGAGCUCUCUUCAACUGGAUGGGCACCACAACCACCAGUGAUGUUUUCAAGAAUGCUGGCAUUGUGGUGUUGACGAAUGGUUACGUGCACGACUUUAAUCCAUUCUCCACAGCCAACCCACCUCCCAGCGACAACACAGCCGGGGAUCCCUUCUACCGUCAAACUGCCAUCAACGGAUCCUUUGGCCGCGAGUUUGCCCCCAUCGAUGCCUCCACUCUGCGGCCUGACCUCGGUCCUGGCCUGGCCUACAACGCCCCCACCCGCCCCCCCCUGGCUGGCCCCUACGCCUUCUCUUACCUGCCCCCCCCACCUGACUCCCGGCCGCGUCUCUACCUCAACCAGCACGUUCCGCCCACCUGGCUCUUCCGUGACGCUGAGACAAAGUUCAAUGGUGUGGUGAGGCUGCGGGAGAAGGCACCAGACGCCAUCACUUCCUACAUGAUCUCGGCCUUUGCCAUCGACGACUUGUACGGCCUUGGAGUGACAGAGCGCCCAACCAAGCUGCGAGUGUUCCGGCCGUUCUUCGUGUCGAUGAACCUCCCUGCGGCAGGUGUGGUGCGCGGGGAGGCUGUGGCAGUGGAGAUGGUUAUCUUCAACUAUGGUGACCAGCAGGUCACCGCGCAGGUCACUCUGGAGAACCCCAAUGAGGACUUCCUGUUUGCCGACUUUGCCAAUGAGAUUGACCAAGGCUCCCCAGCAGCAAUGAAGAGCAGAGAGGUCGUGGUGGCGUCAGGUUCCGGCAUGAGUGUCAGCUUCAUGGUGGUGCCACAGACCAUUGGCAACGUCCCCAUCACCGUCAGGGCCACCACCACCUCAGCUGCCGAUGUGGUCACCAAGCAGCUCCUUGUCAAGCCUGAGGGAACCAGACAGACAGUGAACAGAGCCAUGCUGAUCGACCUCCGAUCAGAGACUUCCUUCUCCACUUCUGUCAACAUCACCACACCACCCAACAUUGUCAAUGGAUCGAAAGCAAUCUCUGUCACUCUCGUUGGUGAUGUGCUUGGUCCUGCUGUGAGUGACCUGCAUAGUUUGGUGGAGCUGCCAACUGGGUGUGGGGAGCAGAACAUGGCCAAGCUGGUGCCCAACAUUGUGGUGAUGGAGUACCUUAAGAGCAAGAACCAGCUGGAUGAGGCUCUGCUGGGACGUGCCAAGAGGCACCUGGAGACAGGCUACCAACAGCAGCUCAACUACUGCCACCCUGAUGGCUCCUUCAGUGCCUUUGGGAGUCGGGACAAGUCAGGCAGCACGUGGCUGACAGCAUUCGUAGCUAAGUCCCUGGCAGAAGCUGGGCGGCACAUCGAGGUGGAGCCUGAGGUAGUGGCAGAGGCAGUGGAGUGGUUGAGGAACCAGCAAGCAGUAGAUGGCAGCUUCCCAGAGGUGGGGACGGUGAAUAACAAGGCCAUGCAGGGCGGAGCAGCCUUCGGGGCAGCACUCACGGCCUAUGUGACCAUGGCACUGCUCACCACUCAGAACCCGCCCAAAGCAACCAUCAGGAACAGCAUCAACAGGGGCCUGGACUUCCUGGCUGAGAGACUGGAUGACAUAGAGGACCUGUACAGCCUUGCCCUCACCACCUACACACUCCACCUUGCCAACCACCCACAUAAGGAUGCUGCCUUCUUCAAGCUGGAGAGCAAAGUGAAAGUGCAAGAGAAUGAGAAGUGGUGGGAGUCUGAGCCGCUGAACAGGACGGUGGAGACGAUGGUAGACACGCGGUCUGUGGACGUGGAGAUGACAGGUUACGGCUUAAUGACAUAUGUCCACCGUGGCCUGGUGCAGGACGCCCUCCCCAUCAUGCGCUGGCUGGUGCAGCACCGCAACUCACAUGGCGGCUUCAUGAGCACACAGGACACAGUGGUGGCGCUGGCAGGCCUGGCAAAGCUGGCUGAGCAACUUGUUGCAGCUGACCCUCGAGUCAACCUAAGACUGAUUUAUGGUGCGCGGGGCAAGAACCUGCAGGUGACCAGCGGCAACACAAUGCUGCUGCAGCGUGUAGAGCUACCCAGCGACACAGAGCAGGUGAAGCUGAGUGCGAGUGGGUCUGGUGUGGCGGUGGUGCAGGUCACAUACCACUACAACCUCAAGGUGACAGGACCCAAGCCGGCCUUCUCCCUUGACCCUCAGCUGGACUUCUCUAUGUCUGAUACCAAUCGCCUGAGACUCACUUCAUGCAUAGGGUACACUUCUGGCAACAGCAGCAACAUGGCAGUGAUGGACGUGUCCCUGCCCUCAGGUUACAUUGUGGACAAUGACCUUAUCCCAGGACUGUACGACUACGAGGGCGUCAAGCUGGUGGAGAAGAAGCCUGACAGCUCCGGCGUGCUGGUGUACUUUGACAACCUGACACCUGUUGAGGUGUGUCCCACCGUGGCUGCCUACCGGGUCAACAAGGUCGCCUUCCAGAAACCCUCUGCCGUCAAGGUCUAUGACUACUACGACACCUCUCGACAGGCACGCCAGUUCUACCGCCCACUGCCGGCCAAGCUGUGUGACAUCUGUGAUCUGGAUGAGUGUGACCCCCGCCAGUGCGAGCAGCAGAUCAUCGAGCUCAACCGACAGCUUCAGGAUCCAGAGGAUGUAGAGAGGCCAGCCUCAGUGACGGAGAUCGCAGGCUCAGCAGCUCUUGUCCCCACCCUGACCAUCACCUGCUUGGCUCUCCUUGCUGCUCUCCUUCAGCACUAGUUGUCUCACCUCUCAUCAUGCCCCAGCCUGGUCUCUCCUGCUCUCCUCUUUGCCUCACCCUGCUGAAGUCUGGUGUAGGUUAUGAGGUGUUUCUGAGGGGUUUAUGAGGUGGUUAAGUGGUGGCCAAGUCCCUGAGGAAAAGGUGUUAAAGCUGCAAGGAAAUCAAAACCUGAGACCUUGUGUGUGUGUGUGUGUGUGUGUGUGUGUGGAAUGAUGUAUUUUGUUCAUUGGCUGUGUUUUUAGCAAAUUUUUAUACUGAUUUUAUACUAUAUUUUUGUAUGCCGACUGAUUUUUAUACACAAAUGUUUUUAGAUGGCAAAUAUUUAAGUGUUUAUAGCAAUUAAACUGAAUGAUAAAAUGCAAUACUCCAAUACCAGAUUUCCACAACCGUGAGUAAAAAAAAAUGUAAAUAUGAGAGGGAAGGGAAGAACUGAAAUGAAUAGGAAGAAUGGAGAAUGAAACUUGCUGUACAUAGUCUGACUUGUAAAUACAACGCAUGUCCUUCCUUCAGUGGGAGAGAGAAGCUUGGUGGGGAUAGCAGGGGUGGGAUGUGUGGGUGUGUACGUGUGUGUGUGUCUACAUACCCAAGCCACACACACACCACACACCCCUCUUGCUGGGAUGCUGAGGUUCAAAAUGCUGCUACACACACUCACUCAAUCUGGAAGAAGUGUUGAGUGAAGUGAAGUCUGAGUCAUGGUAGUCUCUACCAGUUUACAGGCCAACAUUCUGAAUUUCUGACUGUAAAGUGUUGGUAGAAGUAGGAAGGUUAAUCUGGAGAGUACAGUACUGUUUAGUGUAGCAAAGUUUGAGUUGACAGUCGGUACCAUUUAACAGAUUAGCAUUUUAAAUCACUUGGCUUGUACUGAUGUAAAGAGUUGAGAAAAAUAUCAAAGUUGAGCUGGAAAGAAGUGUUUAGUGUAGCUAAGAGUCAUGACAUUCACUACCAAUUUACAGACGAGCAUUUUGAAUUUCACCUUCGUACUGAUGUAAAGAGUCAAGGGAAGCCAAGGUGCUGGGAGCCACUGAGGUGGCCAGUGGUCCUCACACUGUACACUACCACCACCACUAAAUGGGUGUGUGCUGGGUACUGUGAGGCCUCUGCUCGGGGAAGCUUUUACUCACUUGUACUCACUUACUCACAACACUUAUGACUCUUUACAAAUGCUAUUGGUCAGUCUGGUCUGCUAUUUACUCAUUGGCUUGGACACUUCUCUAAUUCAGUCAUCUACUUAGAGUGUCCAGGUUGAUGCACCAGAUACCAACCAGACUUGAAGGUUAUUAAACAGUAACUAAUUAUUAAUACCUGUACCGAGCUUUAAUAUUCCAGGAUGCAAUGCAUUCUGUGUACUUGACGUGUGUGUUUGUGUGCGUGUGUGUGUUCUGCAAGAUGAGCUUGUGAUGCACUCGCUUCCUAACACCUUAACAAGCAGCCUACAUGGGAAGACUUGGGUGUGAUGCAAACCUAACAUUCCACUAUAGUCAUUGCAAGAACAUGUAUUAUAAGUUGUGAUAUGAGUGGCAUGAGAAGAAAGCAUUGAAGAUUUAGCCUCUAGAAUGUUGGCAUCUGUAAGUACUAUGAUAAAGCUAAAAGUUGACACAGAAGUUGUCAGGAUACAUUAUAAGAAGUGUGAUGCAUGUGGUGUAAGAAGAAAGUUACUUAACUCCACCCCCCCCAUUGGUAAUCUUUGAUAUAGUGACCCAGGAUCUGACAGAGCUAGUUGUUGUUGUCAAGAUAAUGAGUUGUGAUAUGUGUAGCAUGAGAAGAAAACAAAAUUUAACCCAUAUUUGUAUCUGACUUAAGAAAUUACAUUGUUAUCAUGGAGUUGUUAGUAAUGAACCCUUGUUAAAAGUAGUCAAUGGAAUAGCAUAUUAAUGGUUAAAAUACCAACAACCUCAUUACAUCAAACAACAAGUAGAGAGAACGCUUGCAACCUUUGUCACUCCAUUGUCAUUUAGUUCUGUUUGGGGUCCAACUUGUGCAUCAUUAGCAGCAAAAGAGUUGUUAAUUACCUACCCAAGGUCACUGCACCAGCAAUUAAGAGGGGCAGCACUUCCAAGCCCUCCGUCAGUCCGUCCGCUGUGCGUCGCGUGGUGUGCUCAGAUUUCACUCAUCCGUCCAAUUGUGCUGGUUACUAAUGUAUGAAGCAUCGUUCUAUUGGUAUAUUUACCCUGGUUAAUUUAUAAUAAACUAUACAAGUGUU
Molecule: messenger RNA, 6906 nt
Organism: Scylla paramamosain (green mud crab)
Lineage: Eukaryota; Metazoa; Arthropoda; Malacostraca; Decapoda; Portunidae
Product: CD109 antigen-like
Exons: 30
Coding region: 143-4702 (1519 amino acids)
Cellular component (GO): extracellular region
Molecular function (GO): endopeptidase inhibitor activity
Source: RefSeq, a predicted model, not a curated record